AUGAAUUUUUGGUGUUUAGUCGUACAAACAAAUUUUGUUCGUACGCUUGCCAGUCAACAAGGAAAAGGUCCAAUGGAUUAUGUAAAACAAGGUGUUGAUCAACUUGGUCAAGCUGCUGAAAAGGUUAAAGAAGCUGUUAGUAAUGCAACAUCCGGUAUUAUGGGUGAAAAUCCUACCACUCAAAAAGCAACGAAUAAUUUCAAAAAUGCCCCAAGUCAAGAAACAGGUGGUUCUAGCUACGGUAGUUCAAGUGCUAGUGUUGCCAAUAACCCCUCGGGCGGAUACGUUGGUAGUACUCCACCAUCACAACCAUCCGGUAACCUCGGUGGUAGUAGCAGCUCGUCAUCUGGUGCCGGAAGUGGUGAUUCUUCAUCGCGUGGUGUCGGCGGAAAAAGUAGUCCAUCAUCUCAACAAUCCGGUGGUUAUGGUGGUAGUGGUUCCGAAAGUGGUGGUUCCUCAUCAUGCGGUGCCGGUGGAAAAAGUAGCCCAUCAUCUCAGCAAUCUGGUGGUUCCUCAUCAUGCGGUGCCGGUGG
Rotaria sordida is the source of this 533-nucleotide messenger RNA. The record is from the annotation of a GenBank genome assembly. Lineage: Eukaryota; Metazoa; Rotifera; Eurotatoria; Philodinida; Philodinidae.